Messenger RNA from Danio rerio (zebrafish), 4119 nucleotides. RefSeq names its product Ras protein-specific guanine nucleotide-releasing factor 2b (gene rasgrf2b). Lineage: Eukaryota; Metazoa; Chordata; Actinopteri; Cypriniformes; Danionidae. The record is from RefSeq and is marked provisional. Gene Ontology annotation, molecular function: guanyl-nucleotide exchange factor activity. Gene Ontology annotation, biological process: small GTPase-mediated signal transduction. Gene Ontology annotation, cellular component: cytoplasm; plasma membrane; endoplasmic reticulum membrane.
GCCCACUCAUUAAAAGCUGCGCUCAGCUACAAGGGAAAGUGAAUCUCCAUGCGAGAGAGAAAGAGAGAGAGGCGCUGUCUCUUUAAGAGGAUGCCAAAGCCGAUUACAUCUGAUCUCAACAGUGAUUCUGUCUCACCGUCUGUCCACUACUACUGCUUAUUUUGCAGUACGCUUUGACUGACAGCGUUAUAUAUCGGGGUUAAAACUUUUUUCCCGCUCAGAAUGGAUUGGGCACCGAACUCGUUUGGAUGAGUCGCGUAUGAGCGGUGCGCUUCACCUCGGCAACUUUCUCCUGCGCAUUUCUCCAAGCAGCCUAGGUGGAAAGUUAAAAUCGCAUGUGAUAUGGUGACAAACAAGUGAACAUACAUUAAACCAAGACGGAAAAUGCAGAAGAGUGUUCGGUACAAUGAGGGACACGCUUUGUUUCUCUCCGUUAUCGCGCGUAAAGAGGGCACCAAGCGAGGCUAUCUCAGCAAGAAGACCACGGAAAACAGCAAAUGGCACGAGAAGUUUUUUGCACUUUAUCAGAAUGUUUUGUUUUACUUCGACACCGACCAAAGUGCUCGACCAUCAGGGAUUUAUCUUCUGGAGGGAUGCACAUGUGAACGGGUCCCUGCGCUCAAGGUGUCCACUGUUGGCAAAGACGCACUUGACAAGCUGCAAUAUUUCCUUGUGGUCUUCGGCCAUGAUGGACAGAAGCCUCUGGAGCUACGGACGGAAGAAGAGUCUGACUGUGAUGAAUGGGUUGAAGCCAUCCAGCAGGCCAGCUACUCUGAUAUCAUCAUCGAGCGUGAGGUUCUCAUGCAGAAAUACAUCCACCUGGUGCAAAUCGUGGAGACGGAGAAAGUGGCAGCAAACCAGCUCCGCACACAACUGGAGGACCAAGACACUGAGAUUGAGAGGCUUAAAGCUGAGAUUAUAGCCUUGAACAAAACCAAGGAAAGAAUGCGCCCCUACCAUGUAUUUCAAGAAGAGGAAGAUCCUGAUAUAAAAAAAAUUAAAAAGGUCCAGAGCUUCAUGCGAGGGUGGCUGUGUAGAAGGAAGUGGAAGAUUAUUGUGCAGGACUACAUCUGUUCUCCUCAUGCUGAGAGCAUGAGGAAGAGGAAUCAGAUCGUCUUCAACAUGGUGGAGGCUGAGACUGAGUACGUCCAUCAGCUUUCCAUUUUAGUCAACUGCUUCCUGAGGCCACUCAGAAUGGCCGCCAGCUCCAAGAAACCACCUAUAAGCCAUGAUGAUGUCAGUAGCAUAUUCCUUAACAGCGAGACAAUCAUGUUUCUACAUGAAAUAUUCCAUCAGGGAUUGAAGGCGAGGAUAGCAAACUGGCCCACGCUGGUUCUAGCGGACCUCUUUGAUAUCUUGCUGCCAAUGCUGAACAUCUAUCAGGAGUUUGUGAGGAACCACCAGUACAGUCUUCAGGUUCUUGCAAACUGCAAACAGAACCGGGACUUUGAUAAACUCCUGAAGCAGUAUGAAUCCAAUGCUGCGUGUGAGGGACGGAUGCUGGAAACAUUCCUCACAUACCCCAUGUUUCAGAUCCCUCGUUACAUCAUUACUCUCCAUGAGCUAUUGGCUCAUACUCCUCAUGAGCAUGUGGAAAGGAAAAGUCUAGAAUUUGCCAAGUCCAAACUGGAGGAGCUUUCCAGGGUGAUGCACGAUGAAGUAAGUGAUACCGAAAACAUCCGUAAGAACCUGGCUAUUGAGCGCAUGAUCGUGGAGGGCUGCGACAUCCUCCUUGACACCAGCCAGACGUUUGUGAGACAAGGCUCUUUGAUCCAAUUGCCCUCAGUGGAGCGAGGGAAGCUCAGUAAGGUGCGACUCGGCUCUCUCUCGCUCAAAAAGGAAGGAGAAAGACAGUGCUUCCUUUUUACCAAGCACUUCCUUAUCUGCACACGCAGCUCAGGAGGCAAACUUCACCUGCUCAAACAAGGUGGUGUGCUGUCCCUGAUUGAGUGCACUCUCAUCGAAGAGCCUGAUGCCAAUGACGAGGAUGCUAAGAAUUCAGGGCAGGUGUUCGGUCACCUUGACUUUAAGAUUGUGGUGGAGCCUUCAGAUGCUCCGGCCUUCACUGUGGUGCUACUGGCACCAUCCCGUCAGGAGAAAGCAGCUUGGACCAGCGACAUCAGCCAGUGCAUCGAUAACAUCCGCUGCAAUGGCCUGAUGACCAGUGUGUUUGAGGAGAACUCAAAAGUCACAGUACCUCAUAUGAUCAAAUCUGAUGCGCGUCUCCAUAAAGAUGAUGUUGACAUUUGCUUCAGUAAGACCCUCAACUCCUGCAAGGUUCCUCAGAUCCGCUACGCCAGCGUGGAGAGACUGCUGGAGAGGUUGACCGACCUGCGCUUCCUCUCCAUAGACUUCCUCAACACAUUCCUGCACACCUACCGCAUCUUCACUACUGCCACCGUGGUCAUGGAGAAACUGGCUGACAUCUACAAGAAGCCUUUUACUUCCAUACCAGUCAGAUCCUUGGAGCUUUUCUUUGCCACCAAUCAGAACAACCGCAGCGGGGACCACGUCAAUGACAAAUCUCCAAGACUGUGCCGCAAGUUCUCAUCCCCUCCACCUCUCUCCAUUUCCUCUCGUACUUCCUCUCCAGUUCGCACUAGAAAACUCUCUCUUAAUUCACCUAUUGGCUCAAAAGUAGGCAUCCUUGAUCUGUCCACCACUUCAUCAUCUGCAGCAAGCAGUCCAACCUCCGCCAACCCCACCAUCUCACCUCCACCAUCCAACAACAAUAACAACAGCAAGCCACCUUUGGAUCUUAGCCGUGGACAGAGUCCUUCCUCCCCCGAGCAGAGUCCUGGAGCUCUGGACGACAAUGCAGAGGUGCCAAGAAUCGAUGCCCUUUGUGGUAAACUACGCCGCAGCAUAAGGAGAGCUGUGCUGGAGUCAGUGUCUUUGGACAAAUUUAUUCCAGAGUCGCCCCAGGCCAGUGAACCAGGAGAAAUCUCUCCGUGCCGCUCACCCUCCACUCCACGCCACCUCCGCUACAGACAGUCAGGAGUCCAGACGGCUGAGAACUCACGCUGCUCUGUUUCUCCAGCCUCUGCGUUUGCCAUCGCCACUGCAGCAGCUGGACACAGCAGCCCUCCAGUUUUUAACAACUCUGAGAGGACUUGUGACAAGGAGUUCAUUAUACGUCGAGCGGCUACUAACAGAGUCCUGAAUGUCUUGCGACACUGGGUCUCCAAACACUCACAGGACUUUGAAAUGAAUGGAGAGUUGAAGAUGGGUGUGAUCUGCCUGCUGGAAGAGGUGUUGAGAGACCCAGACCUUCUCCCUCAGGAGAGAAAAGCCACAGCAAACAUACUAAGUGCCCUUUCUCAAGAUGACCAGGAUGAUGCACAGCUGAAGAUUGAAGACAUUCUUCAGAUGGCUGAGUGCCCAAAGGCCGAGUGUUUUGAGUCUCUGUCUGCAAUGGAGAUAGCAGAACAAAUCACUCUCCUCGAUCACAUCGUGUUCAGGAGUAUUCCCUACGAGGAGUUCCUGGGCCAAGGAUGGAUGAAGACAGAUAAGACAGAGAGAACGCCAUACAUCAUGAAGACAAGUCAACACUUCAAUGACAUGAGUAAUCUGGUGGCCUCUCAGAUCAUGAGCCAUACAGAUGUGGGCUCCAGAGCGGGUUCUAUUGAAAAAUGGGUCGCAGUGGCUGACAUUUGCCGUUGUCUCAACAAUUAUAACGGUGUCUUGGAGAUCACAUCUGCCCUGAACCGCAGCGCCAUCUACAGGCUGAAGAAGACAUGGGCUAAAGUCUGCAAACAGACUAAAGCACUAAUGGACAAACUUCAGAAGACCGUGUCAUCUGAGGGAAGAUUUAAAAACUUGAGGGAAACUCUCAAAAACUGUAAUCCACCCUGUGUUCCAUAUCUGGGCAUGUACUUGACAGACCUUGCGUUUAUCGAAGAGGGAACUCCAAAUUUCACAGAGGAAGGUCUAGUUAACUUCUCAAAGAUGAGAAUGAUUUCUCACAUCAUACGAGAGAUCCGACAGUUCCAGCAAACUCCCUACAGAAUAGAGCACCAACCAAAGGUCACGCAGUAUCUUCUGGAUAAGACCUUGAUUAUGGAUGAGGACACACUUUAUGAUUUAUCACUCAAGAUUGAACCCAGGCUUCCUGCAUGA